Molecule: messenger RNA, 841 nt
Organism: Nothobranchius furzeri (turquoise killifish)
Lineage: Eukaryota; Metazoa; Chordata; Actinopteri; Cyprinodontiformes; Nothobranchiidae
Gene: ctxn2
Product: cortexin 2
Source: RefSeq, a predicted model, not a curated record
AUUGCCUGUUUGUACUGCUGAGGUGUUGCUGAGGAUGGAUGGGGGUGGGGGGGUUGUGAAUGACUGAGGCAGCAGAGCAGCUGAGUGAGACUAACAAGUGGUUGCCAUGCAGCAGGAGCCAGCGUGUGUGCUUUUAGAGGGAGAGAUAGAGAUACAGAAUGAUAAUGAGCAGGACGCAGCAAGUAAAGCAGCACUAGGACAGGAGCUGCGUCUCUCAGAAGACACAACAGACUGAUCCAGCCUUUGUCCGGCUCUUCUGGCUUUCUGCUCAGACGAGCUGUUAGCUUUAGCACACCCAGAAUGCCAGCAAUGGAUGGACUGAUGGAUACAUGUAAAAGAGCUCCAUGGUGGAGGAGUUGUUCACAAGGCACGGCAGCAACAGGUCUGUAAGGAUGGCACGAUAAUGAUGGUAACAUGCAGGCUUUCAAAUGCCUGACCCCGUCAGAUGAGAGAUGAGGCACCUAGAUGUGGGUUUACCAUGAGCAGCAUCCACUUCAACCACUCCCUUGCUGCCAUGAGCGGAAACGACAUGAUGGCGCACGCUCUGACUCUGGAGCAGAAGACGGCGUUUGCUUUUGUGGGAAUGCUGCUGGUGUUCCUGGGGCUUCUGAUUGUCCGGUGUUUCAGGAUCCUGCUGGACCCGUACAGCAGCAUGCCUUCUUCCAACUGGGCCGACGGCAUCGAGGGGCUGGAGAAGGGGACGUUUGAGUAUGCCCUUACUUAACAAUAGGACAGAGAAGCAAACAUGUUCUCACUAAAAAAAGAAGCGUGCACAGGGACAUGAACACAUACACACACAUUCAAAGACAUACAAGCCACAGCCCUGCAAAACCUCUUCAAC